Molecule: messenger RNA, 850 nt
Organism: Rhinolophus ferrumequinum (greater horseshoe bat)
Lineage: Eukaryota; Metazoa; Chordata; Mammalia; Chiroptera; Rhinolophidae
Product: eppin
Exons: 6
Coding region: 1-693 (230 amino acids)
Biological process (GO): negative regulation of peptidase activity
Cellular component (GO): extracellular region
Molecular function (GO): serine-type endopeptidase inhibitor activity
Source: RefSeq, a predicted model, not a curated record
AUGGUGUCUUCUGGACUUUUGAGCAUCCUGGUGCUAUCCAUCCUUCUAGUGAAUGUCCAAGGACCUAGACUGAAUGACUGGCUCUUUCCCAAGAGAUGCCCCAGAAUCCGAGAGAAAUGUGAAUUCAGAGAAAGAAAUGAAUGUACGAAGGACAGACAUUGUCCGGACAACAAGAAGUGUUGCAUCUUCAGCUGUGGAAAAAAAUGUUUAGACCUCCAACAAGACGUAUGCAAUAUGCCAAAAGAGACUGGUCCCUGCUUGGCUUUUUUUCGCCGUUGGUGGUAUGAUAACAAAAAUGAUACCUGCUACAGCUUCAUCUAUGGUGGCUGCCAAGGAAACAAUAACAACUUCCAGACCAAAGCCCUAUGCCAGAACACAUGCCCCAAAAAACGGCUUUGUCCCAGAAACAAAGCAAAGUGUGAUUUCCAAGAAAGGAACCAAUGUACGAGGAACAGACAUUGCCCAGAGAAGACGAAGUGUUGUGAGUUUAACUGUGGAAAGAAAUGUUUAGACCUCAAACAAGACGUAUGCAGUUUGCCAAAGGAAGUUGGCCCCUGCCUGGCCUACUUUCGACGCUGGUGGUAUAAUAAGGAAACUAAGACGUGCUCCAGAUUCAUCUAUGGAGGUUGCCAAGGGAACAGUAACAACUUCCAAUCUGAAUCAGUCUGCAAGAGCAUCUGCUCCCAAAAAUAGUCGUCAACUUUUGGGGUAAGAUAACCUGAGUUGGAACAACCCCCAGGAUUUGAUGCAUAACUCAAGGCUCUCUCCACAUGUGUCUGACUGAUGCUCCAUAUUCGUUGCCACUUGUCAAAUCUCAGCUGCCAAGACCUUGGCUGUUCCAAACACCAAA